Molecule: messenger RNA, 1461 nt
Organism: Cladocopium goreaui
Lineage: Eukaryota; Dinophyceae; Suessiales; Symbiodiniaceae
Source: the annotation of a GenBank genome assembly
AUGGCUGCCAUGGCCAUACGCUGCUUCCUGUGCACCAUCAUGGCUGCGUUUGCCUUGAGAUCAAAGGCGCCAGAGGAAGCUCUGAAUUUGGAUGACUUCGCAGCCUUGUGUGACGAGGAGAUCGUCAACGACACCUGUCGCCUACUGAAUGAAGGGGACAAACACGAAGCCGUGGAGCAGUUUACCACGUGGGAGGAGAUUGCGGAGCACUUGUCCGCAGAGCCCGGGUUUCUGGAGAAGUUCAAGGAAAGAAUGGGCUAUGCGGCCACGGAUGGCAAAGUGUGGAUUGAAUGCAAGCCAUUGUGCUUGACCAUUGUGGGCUUUAUCAAGCAGGUGGGGGUGGUUCCGCCCAAAAGCGAUAUCGCUUGCUACACCCCGAUGGAUGAGACCUUCUGCGAUUUGGAUGUGCGACCAUCGAUGUUGAAGACCUUGGGACCCAAGAGCGAUGCAGAUCUGCCGGACUUUGGAGAUGACCGUGGCGAACAUAGUGCUGUGAAAGUGGAAUUGGCGACGGAUCCUGGCAUGCCAAUGGAUUCUGACACACCCCUGGCCGCUGGAGUGACUUACAACUUUUGGGAAGCACUGGAGCGCUUAGCGAACUUGUUUCGGAUCUAUCCGGACCCUGGACCUUUGAGGGAAAACGCUGAGUUCGAGGACGGAGGCUCCUCCUUGAUGCAGAGAUCGGUUCAAUCGCGGAUGAGGGGCAUGACACCGGACCAGGCGCGAUUGAAUGUGCAGAAGGAGGAGAUGGCCAAGGCCUACAUGGGUCUCGUGAUUCGUGCCUUCAGCGCCAAAGAGACACAAGAUCAUAUGAAGAAAUGGUUUGGUCGAGAUUCCUUCUACAAUCCGAUGGCUCGCAAGGAGGUGCUGCGUGUGAUGAAUUCCGUGGAUCACAUGAUCAGCAAUGUGCAUUACGUGUACCCAGGAGCGAUGUGCACCGAAAGAACCUUCGCGUACGUGUACCCCAAGGGUGGUGCUUGCGAGGAAAACCAGCUGGAAAAGUACGCCUGUAGGACGCUUUACUCCGAUAGAAACCGAUUUAUUUUUUACUUGUGCCCCUUCUAUUUCACCAGACCUUUGGAGAUGGUGGAGACCCUUGUCCAUGAAGGAUCACACCAUGCGACGGCCUACACUGAUGACGUGGAGUUUCAGGGCUCGAAGGCCUAUGGCCGACGCACCUGCAAAGAAUUGGCCAGGAAAGAGCCCCUGCAGGCCUUAAAAAAUGCGGACAACUUCUGCUACUACAUCCAGGAUGCUGCAGAGGCUGUUCAGGACCAUCCUGGAGAACAGGUUUCCGCCAAGUGUCCCACGAUGGCGAAAUUUAAGCACAACCCGACAACGACGGGGAUUGCCAUUGCCCUAAAGGAACGCAAUGUGCCGAGGCCACUUCGGUGGACGCUUGGGGUGCCCUUUCUCCGCCAGUCCACGGUUGCACGGCAAGACUUGGCAGGAAUUAAGUAG